Messenger RNA from Cherax quadricarinatus, 2407 nucleotides. Lineage: Eukaryota; Metazoa; Arthropoda; Malacostraca; Decapoda; Parastacidae. The record is from RefSeq and is a predicted model, not a curated record.
GUGUACCAAAUACUUAGAGUGUGUUCAUGGCAAGUUACAUGAACGUAAUUGUGGUUAUGGUCUUAUGUGGGCUAAGGACAGGUGUACAUGGAAGACAGACAAGUGUUCAUCUGGACAGGUAACAGAUGUGCAUGAUACUCCUGUUGGUCCUCCUGCAUGGCAGGAGCCCUCUACCACAACCACCACCACCACCACCACAACUACCACAACUACCACCACCACCAUGGCCACCUGGGAAAAACCCAUCAUUUCAGAUCCUGGUACUCCCUCUGAACCUCAACCUCCGGUCUUCCCUCCCAGUGAAUACAUGAUUGUGUGUUAUUUCACCAACUGGGCAUGGUAUCGUCAGGGACCAGCCAAGUACAGACCUGAGAACAUUGACCCAAGCUUAUGUACCCAUAUUGUGUAUGGUUUUGCUGUCCUUGACUCUACUCGACUCCUAAUUAAACCACAUGACACCUGGGCUGACUAUGACAAUGGAUUUUAUGAAAAGGUGACUGCCCUAAAGGCAAAAGGCAUUAAGGUGACUCUGGCUAUUGGUGGGUGGAAUGAUUCAGCUGGUGACAAAUACAGCCGCCUGGUGAACGACCCUGCAGCUCGCAAGAGGUUCAAUGAACAUGUCAUUGAGUUCAUCCUGAAGCACAACUUUGAUGGUCUUGACCUGGACUGGGAGUACCCUGUGUGCUGGCAAGUGAACUGUGAGAAGGGCAAUCCAAGUGACAAAGCAUCAUUUGCAGCCUGGGUCAGGGAGUUGCAUUAUGCAUUCAAGCCUCAUGGUCUUCUUCUCUCUGCUGCUGUGUCACCCAGCUAUAAAGUUAUCGAUGCUGGUUAUGACGUGCCACAGUUGAAUCGUUACUUUGAUUGGAUUGCUGUGAUGACCUAUGACUACCAUGGUCACUGGGACAAGAAAACUGGUCAUGUUUCACCUAUGUACUAUCACCCUGAGGAUGAGGAGCCUUUGUUUAACACGAACUCUACUAUCCACUACUGGAUCGAGAAAGGGGCUGACCGUAAGAAGUUGGUUAUGGGAAUGCCUUUGUAUGGCCAGGCCUUCUCUCUGGGGUGGAAUGCUAAGGACACAGGUCUUAAUGAACCUGCCCCAGACAAGGGUCAGGCUGGACAGUACACCCGGGCUGCUGGUUUCUUGGCCUACUACGAGAUCUGUUAUAGAGUCCAGGCAAAGGGUUAUACACUAGUGAAGGACCCUGAGGGUAGGAUGGGACCUUAUGCACAUAAGGGCAACCAAUGGGUGAGCUUCGAUGAUACAGCUAUGAUUAGAUACAAGUCUGAAUACAUCAAGAAGAUGGGGCUGGGUGGUGGCAUGAUCUGGGCGCUAGACCUGGACGACUUUGGGAAUCGCUGUGGCUGUGAGGAACACCCACUCCUUCGGACCAUUAAUAGAGUCCUGAGAUCAUCCUUCUCUAUAUCAGAACCUCACCCUCCCUGUGACAUGUGAUCCAUGCAUUUUCCCAAGAUUUCUGAAGGGAAUGUGGCUUUUGCUAAAGAACCUUAAGGACAUGUAGCUUGUAUCAAGGGACCUAAGGUUUACUUAGCUUGUGCCAAAGCAUCUGGGGCUAAUAUGUCCUUUGUCAAAAAGAUAUAAGGCAGACAUGUCUUGUGUUAAGGGUCUAUGAAUAACUUAUACCAGAGGAUCUAAGAAUAACAGGUUGUGUCAAAGGACUUGAGAAAGUCUUCUGGUAUCAAAAGGCAUCUGGAUAUAAAUUUGUAUUGUAAUAUGUAAGGAUAACAUUGCUUGUGCCAAAAGAACUUUACCAUUUGUAAAGAACUAUAGAUAUUAAGACACAUGCAGCAUACGAACCAGACAGUCUCUUCCCAAGGAUUCCUUUCAACAAUGCUGUUCUCACAAUUCAAAUGAAGACUAAAAUUCUAUAUGCUAUAGUUAUGCCUUCUCAAUCUCUUUCUGUUAUGCAGGCAAAAGUAUUGUGAUAGGAACCACUGAUAAUACAAACAAUGCAGGGGAAUAGUUUCACCAUUGUUUUAAUUUCUCUACUGCUAUUUAUUAUUUAUUUUUUGUAAAAAAGAGAGAAAACAUGUUAUUUAUCAUUGUUUAACUAUCAAGACCUUUACAGGAUGGGCAAGUUUCUAGUGAAGAUUUGUUAUACAUGUACAGUACCUCAAUGGUUUAAAAAUAAAAAGGAGAGUUCUGAAUCAAUUACUAGUACCAGUCAUUUAUUUAUAUUGCCAACUGGAGGUGAGCUGUGUAUGGUUGUUAUUAUUAUUAUUAUUAUUAUUAUUAUUAUUAUUAUUAUUAUUAUUAUUAUUAUUAUUAUUAUUAUUAUUAUUGUUAUUGUUAUUGUUACUACUAUUAUUAUUUUAGUGCUGGGCCGGAUUCCAGAACUUGUGGCAUUAUAUAACACAUUAUUUAUCAAUAAAACAUUUAAAAAUG